UGAAUGGCUCGACAACCUGCGACGAACGCUUCUGCAGCAAAGCAUUCCCAAAGCAAACGCCCUUCCAAGAGAACCCAACCUGUCGUAAAGUCCGCAGGCUCGACACGUGGCGUCUCCAGUGCCAAGUCCAUCAAAGACCGCAUCCUGUUCAUUCUUCAAGACGCCCCAGCCUUGAUUGGACUACGUACGAUCAAGAAGCGUCUCGUGUCGGACUUUGGCAUGGUCGAGUCCAAGUUAUUCAAUACGAACGUGAACAAGGCGCUGCGAGAUCUCAGCUCGAGCGGACCACGCGAUGAUUUCGGCCGGCACAACGGAUCGUACCAUGGAGGACCCAACAGCCCAGCUUUUAUUGCCCAUCAGGCCAAACCUGCUUCAUACGUGCCACCUGAAGGAAGCAGCGCCGGUAUCAAUGAGGACUGGAUGAUGUGCUGUCACUGCCAUACCCAUUGCGACUCGACCUUUCUCGAUGAAGACUCGACCUCCCGAGGGUGUGCAUUCCGAUGCAGCAAUUGUGACACAGUGUACUGGACUUGGAUUUCCGACGGCGCCACGCACCCUGUCGAGUAUGCUCGUAGGCACCGAACGUGUAGUCCUGUCGACGACUGACACGCGAAUAUAGUUGGAUCGAUGGAAUGACGUG
Molecule: messenger RNA, 640 nt
Organism: Aphanomyces invadans
Lineage: Eukaryota; Oomycota; Saprolegniomycetes; Saprolegniales; Verrucalvaceae
Exons: 1
Coding region: 4-606 (200 amino acids)
Source: RefSeq, a predicted model, not a curated record